GUUGGAGCAGAGAGAGAGAGAGAGACAGAUAGAAACAGAACAUUGAGGAUGGAGGAUGUUGGUCAUGAACUCGCUCUCUUUUUCUUCUCUCUGAUGGAAGGAUUUUGGUUCUCGAGAAGAUAAUCAUCUUCAUCAGCAGCAUCCAGUGAUUCCACUCAGAAAGGCUUCUGGAAUCCGCGGAGGACCUGCGAAGACUAAGGAGAUACAUUGUGUGCACGAGUCGAUCGUGUGUGAAACUGAAACCUAAGGAGGGACAAACAGGAGACGGUUGAGUAGUUCAUUCAGCUAAGGAGGACCAAAAAGAAAAGAAAAACAAUGUUUAACUGAAGUGAAAUCGCAGGAAAAGCCACUCUUUGUGGUGGAAUUCCGAAACGGAUAUUUAUCUUCUGGAAUAAGUUUAAUACAUACACUUUACGCUUGGAAUACAGGAAGGUCAUGACCCAGAUGCCAUGCGGAUCACCACGGUGACCGGCCUUCCUAACCCCGCCCCCUUCUUUUUCCUAUUGGCCCAGCUGCUGUUUUGGCUCCUCCUCCUGGGCCAAGACUUUGCCGGAGCCACGUCGACCUGCCCGACACCUUGCAGCUGCUCCAAUCAGGCAAGCCGGGUCAUCUGUACGAGACGAAACCUGGACGAGGUUCCUGAAAAUAUAUCCAACAACACGCGAUACCUCAACUUACAGGAGAACUCGAUACAGGUGAUAAGAUCAGAUACCUUCAAGCAUUUGCGACACUUGGAGAUCCUCCAGCUUUCCAAGAACCAGAUUCGUCAAAUUGAAGUUGGUGCGUUCAAUGGCCUCCCAAACCUCAACACUUUGGAACUGUUUGACAACCGUCUCACGCUGGUGCCAUCACAAGCGUUCGAGUAUCUCAGCAAGCUUCGGGAGCUCUGGCUUCGAAACAACCCCAUCGAGACUUUGCCAGGCUAUGCCUUCCACCGCGUGCCCUCCCUUCGUCGUCUCGAUCUGGGUGAGCUCAAAAAGCUGGACUACAUUUCAGAUGCUGCCUUUGUCGGCCUUGUCAAUCUGCGCUACCUUAACCUGGGCAUGUGUGGUCUUAAGGACAUCCCCAACCUGACACCUCUGAUCCGGUUGGAGGAGCUGGAGCUGUCUGGAAAUAAGCUGGAAAUCAUAAGACCUGGAUCAUUCCAAGGCCUGGAGUCUUUGCGCAAACUGUGGCUUAUGCACUCCCAGAUGUCUGUCAUAGAACGCAAUGCAUUUGACGACCUCAAGAGUCUGGAGGAGUUGAAUCUUUCCCACAAUUCUCUGCAUUCGCUGCCCCAUGACCUCUUUACCCCACUGCAAAAGCUAGAGAGAGUACACCUCAACCACAAUCCUUGGGUGUGUAAUUGCGAUGUACUUUGGCUUAGCUGGUGGCUGAAAGAAACCGUACCAAGUAACACGACUUGCUGUGCUCGGUGCCAUGCACCACCCUACCUGAAGGGCAAGUACAUUGGAGAGCUGGACCAAAGCCACUUCACGUGCUACGCCCCUGUUAUCGUUGAGCCACCCACUGACCUCAACGUGACUGAAGGCAUGGCUGCAGAACUCAAGUGCCGUACUGGAACCUCCAUGACGUCUGUGAACUGGAUUACACCCAAUGGAACCCUGAUGACUCAUGGAUCAUACCGAGUCCGGAUCUCUGUGCUACACGAUGGAACUCUGAAUUUUACUAAUGUCACCUUGCGAGACACUGGUCAGUACACCUGCAUGGUGACCAACUCAGCUGGCAAUACCACAGCAACUGCUGUUUUGAAUGUCACUGCUGCAGACACCAGUGUCAAUUACACUUACUUUUCCACCGUCACUGUUGAAACUGUAGAAUCCACUGGAGAAGAGGACUCAGCCCUACGUUCCAUUAACGAGACUAUUAUUCACAUCCCUGGUCCUACACCUUCUGGACACCUCUGGCAUGAUGGCAUCCCAACAACAGCUUCCUCGCUAUCAGUUUUUGAAUCUUCAUCUUCUCCGCGAGCAACCAAACCUACGUUUACUGUUGCGGUCUCUGAGCCAAGCUACCCCACAGGUCUAGAUGAUGUAAUGAAGACUACCAAGAUCAUUAUUGGCUGCUUUGUCGCCAUCACCUUUAUGGCAGCUGUCAUGUUGGUGGUCUUCUACAAGCUGAGAAAGCAGCACCAGUUGCACAAGCACCACGGACCAGCAAGAGCCAUCGAAAUUAUCAACAUGGAGGACGAGAUCAACGCUAGUGCCAGCGUCCGUGGAAGCGGGAUCUCUGGUGGUUCCACCUUGCCCCAGGCCGGAUCCAGUGGAGGAGGCCAGAGCUUGCGGCUGCAUCACCCGGAGAUUGUCAACCUCCCCAACUUGGCUCGGUCGGACCACCUUAACCACUACUACAAGCCCCACCACUUCAACAACAACAUGAUGAGCUUGGGGCUCUCCGGAGGCUCUGGGAUUGGCCUCAACAACAACAACAACCCCUGUUCCCAAGCCCAACCCACACAAAUUUCCUGUUCCCAGGUUCCUGUCUCAGUGAGCUCCAUUCCAUCCUCAAUGCCUCUGCCUACCCUCGGCAUCCACGGAUCCCUGAAAGGCCUAAUGGGGAAGGGGCAGAACCCUCAAAUCGAGCCUUUACUCUUCAAGAGUGGCUCCAAAGAGAAUGUCCAAGAGACUCAGAUCUGAGAAAGAGAGAGAGGGUGAGAGAGAGAGAGAGAAAUGGGAGAGAGAGCGAUUAAACACGGGAGGGAAAAAUAGUAAGAUGCCAUGAGUGAGACAGAAACAGAUGAAGUGUACUGGCUGUUCAGCCCCUGUGGGUUUGUUGUUCUCAGGAGUAACGAGCGAGGUAGACCCAGCAUUGUAUGACAUAUUACCUACACAAGAAAAAGACGUUGCUGUAAACCACUACACCGCAAUGCUAGAGACAAAGCGAGCAAAGGGAGGGGAGGGGAGGAGAGGCAGGGAGGGGAGGAGGGUGAAAAAAAAGAAAGAAAGACAGAUGCCGCAGCAUUUAGAUUAACGCUUACCCAACCGACACUCAGUCCAAUUCGACGUGAAAACGAUACCAUCAGCAGAACAGAUGCACUCACGCGUCGAAUACGCGAUCAGCUAUUACGUGCCAAACUCGCACAGAUACGUGCCAAAGUGAAAUUUUUGUGCAUUUGCAUUAAAAAAAAUGCGUUUUUCCAAACGCUAUCUGGCUGAAAAGUGUAAAGAACAAUACGUCUGAAACAUCGGCAUGAAUAGCCUCAGCGGAGACGAGAAAACAACACCACACACACACACAGUAUGCAGUAAAUGAGAAGUUUAUAGAAAUCAGAGAGUAACAAGAGUUUUUUCUACACGUGUUUCAGACAUGCAGAUGUGUUCUAAACAUGUAUAUACAACACAAGCAGCCGAAAGCAUCGUUUUGAAAGUCAGCGUAGGGAAAAGACAACAGCAGGGAAAAGACAACCCCAGGCCCAAGAGGUUUGCAGUAGCAUUCAGGGUGGAUGGAACAGACAGACCAGCACUGUGUCGAGGGCUUGUGUUUUUUCUUUUUUUGUGUAUUUUUUUUUCUUUUCGAAGGUCUCCGCCAUAUUCUCGCUUUCUCUAUCCUCUAUCCUGCUUAACACCUCCAGUGGAAGGAAAAGAAAGAGAGAGCAUCCUUUGGUUUGGUUUUUUUUUUCUUCCUGAAUUAACCUAAAGGGCAAAAAGACAAAUACCGAAAAAUCUGGAAACAAAAAAAAAAAAAGAAAAGAAACUGUGAAACGACACAUGAUAUAUAAAUAUAUUUUCAUUCAGAGAAAUAAAUUAUGAAGAAUCUUGA
This is a messenger RNA of Silurus meridionalis, 3759 nucleotides long. RefSeq names its product leucine rich repeat containing 4Ba (gene lrrc4ba). Gene Ontology annotation, cellular component: plasma membrane. NCBI's taxonomy places the organism in Eukaryota, Metazoa, Chordata, Actinopteri, Siluriformes, Siluridae. The record is from RefSeq and is a predicted model, not a curated record. Gene Ontology annotation, molecular function: protein binding. The coding region runs from base 450 to 2636 and encodes 728 amino acids. The transcript has 3 exons.